Eriocheir sinensis (Chinese mitten crab) is the source of this 1329-nucleotide messenger RNA. RefSeq names its product glycerophosphocholine cholinephosphodiesterase ENPP6-like. The coding region runs from base 26 to 1159 and encodes 377 amino acids. NCBI's taxonomy places the organism in Eukaryota, Metazoa, Arthropoda, Malacostraca, Decapoda, Varunidae. The record is from RefSeq and is a predicted model, not a curated record. The transcript is spliced from 7 exons.
AAUCACACGACCUUUCUGUUCCCAGAUGAUGUGCGUCCGUGCAUGGUGGGCAGCAGGUGCCUGGCUAGCGGCGUGGGCCUGGGUGACAGCAAGCGUCCCGGUGGUUAGCGAGAGGGACAAGCUGCUGUACAUAAUGAUGGACGGGCUGAGGUGGGACUACGUGGACCAACAGGACGCCACCGUGUUGCCGGGCUUCAGCAGAAUACUACAGGAGGGCGUGCGGGCUGAGUGGACUGACCCGCUGUUUCCGAGUCUCUCAUUCCCCACUUGGACCACUUUGUCCACGGGCAGAUACGCCGAGACUCAUGACAUCGUCGGCAACUACUUUUAUGAUGCUGACGUUAAGGACAAUUUUUCUCUCUUUGACACCGCUUCGACAGGAAAGCCUAAGUGGUGGACGUCUGAGCCUAUCUGGACGACCGCCGAGAAGGCCGGCCUGAGAACAGCUCAAUUCCUGUGGUCCCGCUGCGACGUACCCAUGGAUGGCGUCAUCACGGAGUUCUGUGAGCCGUUUGUCAAAAUCCCUGGCAAAGAAAUUUUCGAAACAAACAUUCAAAGAGCACUGGAGAAAUUCGACGAGGGAUUUGAUUUCGUACAGGUGUACACGGAGCACGCCGACAACACGGGACACAACUUUGGUCCCGAGUCUGAAGAGGUGCGGCAGGCGGUCCGUGACCUGGACGACGUGUUGGUUCAGCUCAUGGCAGGGCUGGAGGAGAGGGGCCUCGUCGACAGCGUGAACAUCGUGAUAGUGAGUGACCAUGGCAUGACCAACACUGCACCCGGCAAUAUUGAGCGUCACGAGAUCGACAACUACCUGGACACUAGCCUGGUCGAGAACGUGGCAGACAAGGGCGCCUUCACAAACAUCAAAGUGACGGCGGGUAAUGUGGACGUGGUGUACGCCCAAGUGUCCCAGAUCCCCGGGGUGAGGGCGUACAAACACGUCGACAUCCCUGACAGCUUUCACUACAAGGACAGUCCGUACAUCCACGACGUCAUCCUUCUCGCCGACAAGGGAAACUUUGUCUUGGCCUCACACUCCGAUAAGCAGCUGCCGCCCCGCAAUGACGACUUCGUGUAUAUAGGUGCCCACGGCUACAACCCCGAUGAGCAGGACAUGAAGGGUGUCUUCUUCGCCCGGGGCCCUGGUGGGUAAUGCGCUGCCUCACACUAACAGUUAUGAUCUUGCUUUUCUUCUUGUGAACUGUUCCCCUACUGGUGAAGCUCUCACUUCACUACCAACACCAACACAACUAGUGCUACCAUUACUACAAAUCAGCCACUACUGCUGUUACUUUCUUUUCUACUGCUUCUACCAGCACCACA